Harmonia axyridis is the source of this 2974-nucleotide messenger RNA. It is a transcript of the gene Rpn1, whose product is annotated as 26S proteasome non-ATPase regulatory subunit 2. Gene Ontology annotation, biological process: proteasome-mediated ubiquitin-dependent protein catabolic process; regulation of protein catabolic process. The coding region runs from base 194 to 2851 and encodes 885 amino acids. The record is from RefSeq and is a predicted model, not a curated record. The transcript is spliced from 2 exons. NCBI's taxonomy places the organism in Eukaryota, Metazoa, Arthropoda, Insecta, Coleoptera, Coccinellidae. Gene Ontology annotation, cellular component: proteasome regulatory particle, base subcomplex; proteasome complex; proteasome storage granule. Gene Ontology annotation, molecular function: enzyme regulator activity.
GCACAUAGCGAACGUAGCAUAUUUUUGACAUUACAUUAGAAGUAGACAUAUCCAUAACCACAAAUUUAUUUGCUUAUAUGCCGUUACUCAGCGUUUCCUCUGUACUCAUUGUAUGAAACCAAGAUUAUUUUUUCAGUAGAAUACUGAAUCUGAACAAAUAUCAACUGAAAUUCAUUGAAAAUUAAUCAAAAAGAUGGCAGAAGUCUCAGUACCAAAACCUAAAACUGAUGCUAAAGCACCUGAGGAUGAAAAAAAUGAAUUGUCCGAGGAAGAUAAACUUCUUCAAGAUGAGUUGAAUAUGUGUGUUGAGAGACUCGAAGAAAAAGAUGAAAAUUUAUACCUUCAAGCUCUGCAAUCUCUUGCAAAUCAUAUACGUAUGUCUACAACAUCUAUGACAUCCGUACCAAAACCUUUGAAGUUCAUGAAACCCCAUUAUGGUACAAUGAAAAAGGUACAUGAAAAGAUUGCGAAUAAUGAAGUUAAAAAAGUAUGUGCCGAUGUAAUAUCAGUUCUGGCAAUGACAAUGGGUGAAGGUAGAGAAUGUUUGAAAUAUCGUUUACUAGCAGACCUGAAUAGUAUUGGUGAGUGGGGUCAUGAAUAUGUAAGACAUUUAGCUGGAGAAAUAGCGGCUGAAUGGCCAGAGAUAGAUUCAGAGGAAAAAGUCAAUAAUGUCAUUUUAUUAGUAAGACAAAUUGUUCCAUAUAACCUUGCUCACAAUGCUGAAGCCGAGGCUUGUGAUCUUCUCAUGGAAAUUGACAAAUUAGAAUUGUUGGAAGAGUUUGCAGAUGAGAACACUUAUCAAAGAAUUGUUUUAUAUCUAACAAGUUGUGCUCCUUAUGUUGCUGAGCAGGAUGUUCAAGUAUUGCUUCGUGUGGCAUUGGCCUUGUGCCGUGAAUUUGAUCAAUAUGCUCAGGCACUCAGAAUUGCAAUGCAAAUGAAUGAACUAGUUCAUAUUGAUGACAUUUUCUGCUCAUGUCCAGAUAUUGCCAUUCAGAAGCAAUUAGCAUUUAUGCUUGCAAGACAACAAAUAUUUCUUGAAAUAACAGAUGUCUUACCAGAACAUGAAGAUCUUGUUGACAUUAUGUCAAAUUGCCAUCUGAGUAAUCACUUUCUAAAUUUAGCUCGAGAAUUAGAUAUUAUGGAACCAAAAACACCUGAAGAUGUGUAUAAAUCUCAUUUAGAGAAUACAAGGCCACAGUUUGGUGGCAGUCAAGUAGAUUCUGCUCGCCAAAACUUGGCAUCAAGUUUUGUGAAUGGUUUUGUAAAUGCUGCCUUUGGUCAAGACAAACUUCUAAUGGAAGAUGGAAAUAAAUGGCUUUAUAAGAAUAAGGAACAUGGAAUGUUGAGCGCAACAGCUUCCCUGGGUUUAGUUCUUCUUUGGGAUGUUGAUGGAGGUUUAACACCAAUUGAUAAAUAUUUGUAUUCUUCAGAGGACUAUAUUAAGUCAGGAGCCCUAUUAGCAUGUGGUAUAGUCAACUGCGGAGUGAGAAAUGAAUGUGAUCCAGCUUUAGCAUUGUUAUCCGAUUAUGUUCUUCACAGCUCUAAUAUAAUGAGAAUUGGAGCAGUUGUAGGCCUUGGAUUGGCUUAUGUUGGCUCUAAUAGGGAGGCUGUACUCAGUCUUCUAAUUCCUGUAUUGAGUGACUCCAAAUCUAGCAUGGAAGUAAUUGGUAUGGCUGCCUUAGCUUGUGGAAUGAUUUCUGUUGGAUCAGCAAAUCACCAAGUAACAAGUGCCAUAAUACAAACAUUGAUGGAAAAAUCUGAAGCUGAGCUCAAAGAUACUUAUGCGAGGUUCCUACCCUUAGGUCUAGGUUUAUGCAUGUUAGGAAAGCAAGAAGGGGCAGAUGCAAUUCUUGCAGCUCUAGAAGUCAUACCUGAACCAUUCAAGUCAAUGUCUACUACCAUGGUUGAUAUUUGUGCUUAUGCUGGUACAGGAAAUGUUCUAAAAGUUCAACAACUAUUGCAUAUAUGUUCUGAACAUUAUGAAUCUUCUGACAAAGAUGAAACAACCAGCAAAAAAGAUAAAGACAAGAACAAAGAAAAGGAGGAUAAAGACAAGGAUUUAUCAUCAAAACAAGCCAUUGCAGUACUUGGUAUUGCACUCAUUAGUAUGGGAGAAGAGAUAGGAAGUGAAAUGGCAUACAGAACGUUUGGACAUCUGCUGAGAUACUGCGAACCUGUCAUUCGUAGAGCAGUUCCAUUAGCUCUUGGUUUGAUCUCAGUGUCAAAUCCAAAAUUGAAUAUUUUGGAUACACUCAGUAAAUUCUCGCAUGACAGUGAUGCAGAAGUUGCGCAUAAUGCCAUAUUUGCAAUGGGAUUGGUCGGUGCAGGUACAAACAAUGCCAGAUUAGCAGCUAUGCUCAGACAGCUUGCCCAGUACCAUGCUAAAGAUCCCAAUAAUUUGUUUAUGGUUAGGAUUGCUCAAGGUCUCACUCAUCUGGGCAAAGGAACUCUAACACUGAGUCCUUAUCACAGUGACAGGCAAUUGAUGAGCCCAGUUGCAGUUGCAGGACUUCUUGCUACUCUUAUAGGUUUCUUGGACGUCAAAAAUAUCAUUCUUGGCAAAUCCCAUUAUUUACUGUAUACGUUAGCAGCUGCAAUGCAACCUAGAAUGCUCGUGACAUUCGACGAAGAACUGAACGCACUUCCUGUCCCUGUAAGGGUUGGUGUUGCAGUCGAUGUUGUUGGUCAAGCUGGUAAACCUAAGACUAUCACUGGUUUCCAAACGCAUACUACUCCAGUUCUUCUGGCUCAUGGUGAAAGAGCAGAAAUAGCCACAGAAGAAUACAUUGCACUUACACCCAUAAUGGAAGGAUUUGUCAUUCUCAGAAAGAACCCUAAUUAUAAUCCCUAAGCUAGUUUUUAUAGUGUGCUUUAUAUAAAAAUCGCUAAGUUAUACAUAAUUCAUUUAUAUAACAUAGAAUGGAAAUUAUUUGAAUUUAAGAAAUAAAGAAUGAGAAGUACUGUUUCAUAAAAA